AUGGUUUGUGAUAAAAAGGAUAGGUCUGAAAAUAAGCCAUCGGUUUCUACUAAGAGGACUGUUGAAAGUCUGGAAGUAGAAGAACCUAAGCCUACAGAUGACGAAUUGAACGUUAACGGUCUGAUAGACGAAAGUGACAGUGACGAUGAAGACGAAGACGAAGACGAAUUCCAAUCUGCUGAAGAGGGUAUAGUAAGUUCUAAAUUUCAAGAUCUUGAUGAAAGUGUAGCAGAUGGAGGGUCGGACUCGGACGCAGACUCGGAUGCAGAGUUUAAUAAGUUAUUGGCGGUGGAUGAGGGAGAUGAGGCAGAAUUAGAAUACGAUUCCACUGAUUUCUCAGACGAUACGAGUUCACUACGAGACAAGCUUUCUGGUUUCAAAUCGAAAACUAUCUUAACUGAUGAUAGCAAUGUUAUUGAGACUAAGUUUUCAGAUGGUAAACCUAGAAUAAUCAAACCUGAGAUCAAUCCGGUUUAUGAUAGCGAUGAUACAGAUGGGGAAGCUCAAAAUACCAUUGGUAAUAUACCGUUAUCUGCGUAUGAUGAAAUGCCUCAUAUUGGUUAUGACAUCAAUGGUAAAAGAAUUAUGAGACCUGCGAAAGGUUCUGCAUUGGAUGCACUCCUGGAUUCUAUCGAACUCCCUGAGGGCUGGACUGGGUUGUUAGACAAGAAUUCUGGUGCAUCGUUGAACCUAACCGACGAGGAAUUAAAAUUUAUAGCCAAGAUUCAGAACAAUGAACAAACAGAUGAUUCUAUUAAUCCUUAUGAACCAUUGGUCGAUUGGUUUACCAGGCAUGAAGAAAUUAUGCCUGUGACUGCUAUUCCAGAGCCUAAGAGAAGAUUUAUCCCAUCAACAAGCGAAGCAAAACGUAUCAUGAAGAUAGUUAAAGCUAUCAGGGAGGGUCGUAUCAUUCCACCAAAGAAGUUGAAGGAGAUGAGAGAGAAGGAAGAUGCGGAAAAUCAUAAUUAUGAUUUAUGGGAAAAUUCUGAAACCACCAAUGAUCAUAUCAUGAAUUUAAGAGCUCCAAAGUUACCUCCUCCAACUAAUGAAGAGUCUUAUAACCCACCUGAGGAAUACUUACUGACUCCAGAAGAGAGAGAAGAAUGGGAAAAGUUGGAUCCAAGCGAGAGGGAAAGAUCAUUUAUCCCUCAGAAGUUUGGAUCUUUAAGAAAAGUCCCUGGGUACACCGAAUCUGUCAGAGAACGGUUUGAGAGAUCUUUAGAUUUGUAUUUGGCUCCUCGUGUUCGUAAAAACAAAUUGAAUAUUGAUCCAGAGUCACUAAUUCCAGAGCUACCAUCUCCAAAAGACUUGAGGCCCUUCCCAAUUCGCUGUUCUACCGUAUAUCAGGGACAUACGGGUAAAAUCCGUGCCCUGUCCAUUGAUCCAAAUGGUUUGUGGUUGGCUACUGGAUCCGAUGAUGGAACGGUAAGGAUAUGGGAGAUUUUAACAGGAAGAGAAGUCUACAAGGUUACCAUCAUUGAUAUUUCAGAGAACAAAGAAGACCACAUUGACGCCAUUGAAUGGAAUCCAGAAAAAUCUAUUGGUCUGUUGGCUGUAGCUGCUGCCGAAAAUAUAUAUCUGAUUGUACCACCUAUCUUUGGAUUUGAAAUAGAAAACAACAGUAGGCUGAAGGUUGAAAAUGGUUUCGGUUUUGAUACUUUUGGUAAUACAAAGAAAGCAAAUCUAAAUGUUAACUCAGAUGAUGAGGAAGACGAUAGUGCGGGUGAUUCUAAGACAUCUGCUGUGAAUAAGCAAGUGGCUCAAUGGAAUAAGGCAACCCAAAAACAAAUAGAGAAUGACAUAGCAAUUGUUAUUACUUGUCGGAAAAUCGUAAAGAAACUCUCCUGGCAUAGAAAAGGUGACUACUUUGUUACGGUGCAACCUGAAUCUGGCCAUACCUCUGUUUUGAUCCACCAGCUGUCUAAACAUCUGACUCAAUCUCCUUUUAAGAAAUCCAAGGGUAUAAUUAUGGACACCAAGUUUCAUCCGUUUAAGCCCCAAUUAUUUGUAUGCUCUCAGAGAUACGUUAGAAUUUACGAUCUUUCGCAACAAGUGCUAGUAAAGAAGUUGUUGCCUGGAGCUCGUUGGUUAUCCACCAUUGAUAUACAUCCUAGAGGUGACAACCUAAUUGCAUCUUCGUUUGAUAAGCGGGUAUUGUGGCACGAUCUAGAUCUCUCAUCGACCCCAUACAAGACUUUGAGGUAUCAUGAGAAGGCUGUCAGAAGUGUUGCUUUCCAUAAGAAGCUACCGUUGUUCUGCUCCGCUGCUGACGACGGAACCAUACACGUUUUCCACGCCACUGUUUAUGAUGAUAUGAUGAAGAACCCUCUCUUGGUGCCAUUGAAAAAAUUAACAGGCCACCAACUGGUGAACAGUCUGGGUGUCUUGAACACCGUCUGGCAUCCAAGAGAAGCCUGGUUAUUUUCAUCAGGCGCUGACAACACAGCCCGUUUGUGGACCACUUAA
Messenger RNA from Eremothecium cymbalariae DBVPG#7215, 2466 nucleotides. It is a transcript of the gene ERB1, whose product is annotated as ribosome biogenesis protein ERB1. Gene Ontology annotation, cellular component: preribosome, large subunit precursor; PeBoW complex. Gene Ontology annotation, molecular function: protein binding; ribonucleoprotein complex binding. Bases 1 to 2466 code for a protein of 821 amino acids. Gene Ontology annotation, biological process: maturation of LSU-rRNA from tricistronic rRNA transcript (SSU-rRNA, 5.8S rRNA, LSU-rRNA); ribosome biogenesis. The record is from RefSeq and is a predicted model, not a curated record. Lineage: Eukaryota; Fungi; Ascomycota; Saccharomycetes; Saccharomycetales; Saccharomycetaceae. The transcript has a single exon.